UCGCUGCCUCUACCUGGCUUCUCGCGAGACCCGCCCCUCGGCGCCCCCAUUGGCCGUCGCUGGCGACUUCCGGUUCCGCCCGGAAGCCCGGCCGGGCCGUGGGUCAGCUUCUGCCGGGAGUGGGGCCCCGGGCCCAGGGCGUUGCCAUCUACGAGGUUUUAAAAGCGGAAUUGUUCCUGUCACUCCGAGGUCGCCGACCUCCGCCUACGAAAGCGUAGACAGACCCCCAUAUGGCGGCUUCGGGCUCUGCCGGUCUUCCAGGAUGAUUUGCAAAGCUGGCGCCUGCCUGCGGGCUCUUUCCUGCCCCGGCACGGGGUUCCCGUGCAGGUGCAGCGCUGACGAUUGGGGCCGCCUCUGCACGCACCUGCAGUAGUGACCACUGGCAUAUGGUGGAGGGGAAGAGCGUCCUCCAGAAACGGCCCCGGCAUGGCUUGAGAUAUUGGGACCCACAGCUGGAUGAUGGCCGUUCGUGUGAGACCGUUGCCUCUUCCUUCCUCCCUCUUUGAGGCCAGCCAAGAGAAGGAUGGAGCCAUUACCUGGGGAGUGGGCUUUCCGGGACCACCUGGAGGCUGCAGGCCACGUGUGUAUUCUGAAAGAUGCCUCCGACUUGGAAAGCUCGUCCGAAAUCGCCAAGCUCAUCGAGGCCGAGAGGCUGGAGGCAGCACUGGCCCUUCAUCUGUACAGAGGAGGCAGACUUCUGCAAGGUCACGGGAUUCCCUUUGGAAUCAUCUUCGGUGGAACCGAUUUAAAUGAAGAUGUUAACCAUGGAGAGAAGAAGGAAGUGAUGGGGAAAGUCCUGGAAGAAGCCAGAUUUGCCGUCGCCUUCACAGAGUCAAUGAAGGAAAUGGCACAAACACAGUGGCCGCAUGCUAGGGGAAAGAUCUAUGUCCAGAGUCAAGGAAUUGUGACAGGACCAAACUCUGCCUUUAACUGGAACACCUUUCUUCGCCAGUCAGGGAUUAACCAAAGUGCUGAUAAUUUACACAUCUUCCUCCUGGUGUGUGGGCUGAGACAAGUGAAGGACCCUCUCUAUCUGGUGGACGUGUUCUCAGAAUGGCAUCGAGAAGAGCCUAAUGUUUACAUGGUGAUCGUGGGUCCUGAAGUGGACCCAGUGUUUACAAGGGAAGUGGGAGCCAGAGUAAAGAGGGCUGCGGGCGUGCGGCUGAUCCGAGAGAUGCCCCAGGGGGACCUACACGCAGCACUCAAGAACUGCUUCGCGGUGGUGAACAGCUCAGUCUCCGAGGGCAUGUCUGCGGCCAUCCUGGAGGCGAUGGAUCUGGAAGUUCCCGUGCUGGCCAGGAACAUCCCCGGGAACGCGGCAGUGGUGAAGCAUGAAGUCACAGGGCUGUUGUUCUCAGACCCUCAGGAGUUUGUGCAGCUGGCAAAGAGACUGGUCAGCGACCCCGCACUAGAGAGAGAAAUCGUGGCCAACGGCAGGGAGUACGUGAGAGCGCGUCACUCGUGGCAGGCGGAGAGAUGCACCUAUCAGAACCUCAUCAGGACCCUCGAGGGAAGCAUCCAGGACUAAGGGCGCUCGCCUGGUGCCCUCACGCGCCCACCUGUGGCCGCCGCCAGAUGCGCAGCCCCGGGCAGAUACCCAGAGACAGAGCUCUGGGCCACCGGGUCCAUCCCGGGACAAGUCACACCGGUUUUAUCGGAAUCCUAGAUAAACAACAUCAGUUAUAAGGCAGAACCGCAUCCGGAUGUCUGUGCUUCCAGAUAACAUCCCGGAUGUGUUUACAGAUCGGUGCUGAUGGAGACGCGGCAGCUCCUGGGCUCAUGGGGGUGGGGGGUGGGGGAUGGAGGAGACCACGUUAGCUGCCGUGGGACCCCAGGUACCACAGGGCCUCAUUUGCAAACCACCCAGUACAGACGCUUCCCUGUGGGUCUUCUGAUGACUUAGGACCCGUCGUUGUUCAAAAAAGCAAAAGCAAAAUCGCACGUCCGCACAGAGGGGUCCUGGCAGGUACGUGCACGGGGCCCCCGGCUCGGGGAGGUUUGCUCCUUGGGACACCAGACACAGGGCCGUGGGUGAGUCUCCCGGCAGCACGGCUCGCUCAGCAGUUCCACAGCUGAGAGGCAGGGCAUGUGCCCUGGGAAAGCGGGCAGUCCACACUGCAGGCUGCCCCUGGGAAAGCGGGCAGUCCACACUGCAGGCUCCCCCUGGGAAAGCGGGCAGUCCACACUGCAGGCUCCUCCUGAGAAAGCGGGAGCAAGGGGACGGGGUACACGGUGCUCACAGCCUGGAAGACACUCCAGCAACCCCCAGAUGGAGCCUGGGUCGUCGCGGUCAGCGUCAGGGACCCAGGGGUGGGGGCCCAGCGGGUCACAAGCUUCCAGCCCGUGGCAGGACCGGCCGUCUGGUGACGUUACCCAACACCCCACCUUGGAGACCCAGUAUGGCGAGUUUAGCCAAGUGGAGCCGUCACUGGUGUGAUGUCCCUGCCGCAGCAGCACGGUGUCCCCAGAACCGGUGCCUACUCGCCUUUGGAGGCCACACCGGCCCCUGGUGGGUCUUGAGUCACUGCGUUCCCGGGGACGUGCCGUGGCAGCAAAGGGAGUGGAGAGUUCCACCGCGUGGUGGGAGGUAGAAAGCAGUGGGGACUUGAGCCUCGGGAGCCCACGGCACGUGGUGCUUCGUUGGUCGGUCUAGACGCCGGCAGACCUGGGGGCAAGCAGUCACCUCGACUGGGGCUCCAUCCAGGACGCAAGGACACGUUCAGGUUCUGGACGCUCCCUGUCCACCUUGCUCAGAGCCGAGCCAGGAAGGCAGCCGCUCCUCACGGCUGGGGUUUGCACUCGUGACCCUGCCGGGGCCGAGGUUCCUUGGGGGCACAGCAAGGAGGGGACUCGAGGGAGAAGCCGAGCCCGAGGCGGCUCCCUCUGAAUCUGGAACUGGCAGUGCCCCUUAGAGAGAGCCGCGUGACGGCUCAGGGGCCACCCAGCGGUGCUGCUGGUUAGAAAACUCUGCUUGUUUGGAAGCUUGGACCCAUUCCCUGUUGGAAUGCUGCAGUAGAUGCUUGAUCACGCCGUACCUGAACGCCAUCGGUUUGCGUCCCUAGAUAAACAUGCUCCCAAGCUGGACGCACUUUGGGGACGGGCGUGUUUCUGAACGAAUAAAGUGCGCCACCAUCAGCCCAGGGA
Molecule: messenger RNA, 3144 nt
Organism: Leopardus geoffroyi (Geoffroy's cat)
Lineage: Eukaryota; Metazoa; Chordata; Mammalia; Carnivora; Felidae
Gene: GLT1D1
Product: glycosyltransferase 1 domain containing 1
Exons: 13
Coding region: 524-1528 (334 amino acids)
Molecular function (GO): glycosyltransferase activity
Source: RefSeq, a predicted model, not a curated record